This is a messenger RNA of Piliocolobus tephrosceles (Ugandan red Colobus), 6318 nucleotides long. It is a transcript of the gene THSD4, whose product is annotated as thrombospondin type 1 domain containing 4. The record is from RefSeq and is a predicted model, not a curated record. Gene Ontology annotation, biological process: extracellular matrix organization; proteolysis. Gene Ontology annotation, cellular component: extracellular matrix. The transcript has 17 exons. Gene Ontology annotation, molecular function: metalloendopeptidase activity. NCBI's taxonomy places the organism in Eukaryota, Metazoa, Chordata, Mammalia, Primates, Cercopithecidae. Bases 80 to 3133 code for a protein of 1017 amino acids.
GACUUGAACGCCACUCCCAAUUGCAGAAAAUUGGCAACGUCUCUGAAGAGCCCUUGCUUUUGCCUGGACCCUCAGCACCAUGGUUUCCCAUUUCAUGGGGUCUCUCAGUGUCCUGGGUUCCCUCCUGCUGCUUGGAUUCCAGUUCGUCUGCCCACAGCCCUCCACUCAACACAGGAAGGUCCCGCAGCGGAUGGCGGCAGAGGGCGCCCCUGAGGAUGGCGGCGGCGGCGCCCCGGGAGUGUGGGGCGCCUGGGGCCCCUGGUCCGCCUGUUCGCGUAGCUGCAGCGGCGGAGUGAUGGAGCAGACGCGGCCCUGCCUGCCCCGCUCCUACCGCCUGCGCGGCGGCCAGCGGCCUGGCACCCCCACGCGCGCCUUCGCGGACCACGUGGUGUCGGCCGUGCGCACGUCGGUGCCACUACACCGGAGCGGCGACAAGACGCCAGCCCUGGCCGGCACGGACGCCAGCCGCCAGGGCCCCACCAUGCUGCGGGGCAGCCGGCACCCACAGCCCCAGGGCCGCGAAGUCACCGUGGACAGAAGGAGCAGGACCCGCGGUCCCAUCGGCCCUGGCAAGUAUGGGUAUGGUAAGGCCCCAUAUAUCUUACCACUGCAGACAGACACUGCACACACGCCACAGAGGCUCCGGAGACAGAAGCCGUCAUCCCGGCAUUCCAGGUCCCAGGAGGCAUCUUCUGCUAGGCAUGGCUACAGCUCACCAGCCCACCAGGUCCCCCAACAUGGGCCUUUGUACCAAAGUGACAGUGGCCCUCGCUCUGGACUGCAGGCUGCAGAGGCCUCCAUCUACCAGCUGCCUUUGACUCACGAUCAAGGCUUCCCUGCAGCUUCAAGUCUCUUUCACAGCCCGGAAACAAGCAACAACCACGGUGUGGGGAUUCAUGGGGCAACUCAGAGCUUCUCCCAGCCUGCCCGAUCUACAGCAAUCUCAUGCAUCGGGGCCUAUCGGCAAUACAAGCUGUGCAACACCAACGUAUGUCCAGAAAGCAGUAGAAGUAUCCGGGAGGUACAGUGUGCAUCCUACAACAACAAGCCAUUCAUGGGCCGGUUUUAUGAAUGGGAACCAUUUGCAGAAGUCAAAGGCAAUCGCAAAUGUGAGUUGAACUGCCAGGCAAUGGGCUACCGCUUCUAUGUACGGCAAGCUGAGAAGGUCAUCGAUGGCACCCCUUGUGACCAGAACGGCACGGCCAUCUGUGUGUCUGGGCAGUGCAAGAGCAUUGGCUGUGAUGACUACCUAGGCUCCGACAAAGUCGUGGACAAAUGUGGGGUGUGUGGAGGAGACAACACGGGCUGUCAGGUUGUGUCGGGCGUGUUUAAGCAUGCCCUCACCAGCCUGGGCUACCACCGCGUCGUGGAGAUUCCCCAGGGAGCCACAAAAAUCAACAUCACAGAGAUGUACAAGAGCAACAACUAUUUGGCCUUGCGAAGUCGUUCUGGACGCUCCAUCAUCAAUGGGAACUGGGCAAUUGAUCGACCAGGAAAAUACGAGGGCGGAGGGACCAUGUUCACCUACAAGCGUCCAAAUGAGAUUUCGAGCACUGCUGGAGAGUCCUUUUUGGCCGAAGGUCCCACCAAUGAGAUCUUGGAUGUCUACAUGAUACACCAGCAGCCAAAUCCAGGCGUGCACUACGAGUACGUGAUCAUGGGGACCAACGCCAUCAGCCCCCAGGUGCCACCCCACAGGAGACCAGGGGACCCCUUCAAUGGCCAGUUGGUGACAGAAGGCAGGAGCCAGGAGGAGGGAGAAGAGAAAGGGAGGAACGAGGAGAAGGAAGACUUGCGUGGGGAGGCCCCUGAGAUGUUCACCUCAGAAUCGGCACAGACCUUCCCAGUCAGGCAUCCGGACAGAUUUUCUCCCCGUCGACCAGACAACUUGGUGCCACCAGCACCGCAGCUCCCACGGCGCAGCCGGGAUCACAACUGGAAGCAGCUUGGGACAACAGAAUGCUCCACGACCUGUGGGAAAGGAUCGCAGUACCCUAUUUUCCGCUGUGUGCACAGAAGCACUCAUGAAGAGGCUCCUGAGAGCUACUGUGACUCCAGCAUGAAGCCGACCCCUGAGGAGGAGCCCUGCAACAUCUUCCCUUGCCCAGCCUUCUGGGACAUCGGGGAGUGGUCUGAGUGCAGCAAGACCUGUGGCCUGGGCAUGCAGCACCGCCAGGUUCUGUGCCGCCAGGUGUACGCCAACCGCAGCCUGACAGUGCAGCCCUACCGCUGCCAGCACCUGGAGAAGCCCGAGACCACCAGCACUUGCCAACUCAAGAUCUGCAGCGAGUGGCAGAUCCGGACUGACUGGACCUCGUGCUCAGUGCCCUGCGGCGUGGGACAGAGGACCCGUGAUGUGAAGUGUGUGAGCAACAUCGGGGAUGUGGUUGACGAUGAGGAAUGCAACAUGAAGCUCCGACCGAAUGACAUUGAGAACUGCGACAUGGGACCCUGUGCCAAGAGCUGGUUCCUCACCGAGUGGAGCGAAAGGUGCUCAGCGGAGUGUGGGGCCGGAGUGCGGACACGCUCGGUGGUGUGCAUGACCAACCAUGUCAGCAGCCUGCCCUUGGAGGGCUGUGGGAACAACCGGCCGGCAGAGGCCACCCCAUGUGACAACGGACCCUGCACAGGCAAGGUGGAGUGGUUUGCCGGGAGCUGGAGUCAGUGUUCCAUCGAGUGUGGGAGUGGGACACAACAGAGGGAGGUGAUUUGUGUUAGAAAGAAUGCAGACACUUUUGAAGUGUUGGACCCCUCUGAAUGUUCUUUCCUGGAAAAACCCCCCAGCCAGCAAUCCUGCCACCUCAAGCCUUGCGGAGCCAAAUGGUUUAGCACCGAAUGGAGCAUGUGUUCCAAGAGCUGCCAGGGUGGCUUUCGGGUCCGGGAAGUGCGGUGUCUGUCAGAUGACAUGACUCUAAGUAACCUCUGUGACCCUCAGUUGAAACCAGAGGAGAGAGAAUCUUGUAACCCACAGGACUGUGUCCCUGAAGUUGACGAAAACUGCAAGGACAAGUACUACAACUGCAACGUGGUGGUCCAGGCAAGACUCUGUGUUUACAACUACUACAAGACCGCCUGCUGUGCCUCCUGCACCCGUGUGGCCAACAGGCAGACGGGCUUCCUGGGAAGCAGAUAACACCCCUGCACCCCCAUCAGCAGGGCAGCAUCACUGCCUUCCCCGGGGGCUUCAGCAGUGCACCUGGCUGGCUCCUGCUCCACCACGGGCUGCCUGGCCCAGGCACUGCCAACCAACUUAGUCACCACCCCUGCCUCCGGUGAAUGCACCCCGUGGUACCCAGGGGCUUUGUACACAGAAUGUUUGAAAGCCACAGUUGGUCCUCUAAGCAUCACCAUGUACUAAUAUUCCCCUCCUUGGACCUGGCACCUGUUAAUGGUGCCCUUGGAAAGCCAAGCAGUGGGAAGUACAUGGAGCUCUCAGCCCUGCUCCCAUCUGGCACCUUCAAGUCAGCAGAUGGGCCACUGACUGAGCGCUGCCCCGUCCCUGGUGCUACUGGCCUUUCUAAACGUAGCGCCCUGGAGAGUCCAAGGUGGCAGUGCCCCCAACCCAGCGCCCCACUAAGCCUUGCUGCCACGCGUGCAUCCCUCUGUGACCUCAGCCCAGCUGUGCCUGUUUUCAUUCCCAAAGACAUUAGACUGUUUUCCUGCCGUAUGACAAAAAUAUCUCACAUGAAUAUUGUGCUUUAUUUAACAGGUGUAUUCACAGAUACUAGCUCCUUAGCAGCUCACAGCAUCCCAGAAUGAGAGGCAGGGGGUGACUCAUUAUCCCCAUUUUACUAACAGGGAAACUGAGGCUCAGCUUAGGUAACUGACCUGCCAGGUAUAUUCACCCAUCCAGUGGAAGAGCUGAGUCCCUGCCCCAGUCAUCUACCAAGAACCAGCCUGGGGGCCUGUCCUUAGAUGUGAAGGAUGCGGCUUCAUUUCUGACCAAGAGGCUGAGAAGUUUCCCAGAAUGCACACAAAGCCCAGGCCCCUGAAAUCUUUCUGGCCAAGCCUUUAUCCCAGCACUCAGUUGUUUCGGAUGUCUGUUCCUACUUGCCCGUCCCCCCAAAGUUACAGAUCCUAGUUACAGGACUCUUCAGGCUUUGUUAAACUGUCCAUGAAACAAGAAAGCCAUUGGGGGAGGCAGGUGAUUGCCUGAAAUUCUGACUCCAUGCCAAGUGCUGUUCCUCCCAAGGAAUCGAAGGCCAGGGUCCUUCUGGCCGUGGAGCCUUCCCCACCGCAGAGCCAACUUCUGAAGCACACAGCUCUGUGGCCUGGGCUCUGCCCUGCCCCGGCUGCCUCCCCCACGCUCUUCACCGUGCCCCCGGAGAGUCCGGCCAACCUGUCCCAGCCAAAACACUGCCAUAUUAGAAAAAGUCUCCUUCUGGUCUUGUUUAUGAAUUUCUCUCUGUGGCCACAAAUUCCUCCCCUCCCCCAUGACUCACAGUCCAUACCCCCAACCCCCAGACUUGAGCACAAGAUCUGCAUUAAUGCGGCCGGCCUGGGACAAGGAGCUGUGGGUCCCUCCCCAUCUCUUCCAAUUCACUUCCCCCAACUAUCCAGUCCCAGAGGCCGCUGGCCUGGAAGGAGGAUGCAGUGCAUGUUGAAAGGUGGACCCUCCGAAAACCAGUUAAGAGGAAUAUAUGUAGGUUUUACCCAUUAAGAAAAAUGGCAAAGCUAAACAAAUUGUAAACUCACAGAAAAUUUGUCUUACGGUCCUGGGCAUAUUUCCCUUUUAAAGCAAGCCUGGAUUCUUAGCAAACUGUUUCCCCUAUUUGCUCUUUUAGCUGCAAAUCUGCUACUGUGAUGAUGGUUUGCAGCUUUUGGAAGCAGUAUGGCAACCUGGCCUGACACGCUCAUUAGGCUUCCACUAACCUGGGGCUUUCAGAAAUUCUGUUUGGCCUUCCUGUGGGUAGCUUCCCAGCUUCCCUUCUGGGGAGCCCCAGGCAUCAUUUCCCAAAAGCAUCGCCAUCUCUCCUGAUUCUCUUGGAACUCCUACGGAUAAGCAGCCUAGCAGAGGCCCAGGCUCCCACACUGACAAAGUGAAAAGAGACCAGAGAGGCCAAGCAUAUUGACCGGUGCUGUUCAGGGCCUGCUGUUUUCCACUCGCCACUUGUUUUGCUUCUUGUCACAAGGGGAGUUGUUUCUGUAGGCAGCCGCUCUCAGAUCUUGCCUAGCAGGCCAAUCAUUUGAAGAGGUUUUCUUUUCCUGCUGGAGUGCAGGGUAAGAUGAAUGAGUGGAAGAGAGAAAGGCUGUUUGAGCUCAAGUUAAAGGAACACCUUUUAGCCAUCAAAGCUGCCCAACAGAGGCAAGGGCCACGACACGUGAGGGAGCUCUCUGUCCUUCAAGGGAAUUCUCUGUUGAGUGGGAAGCGAACACCCUGGUUCUUCCAACUCAGGAAUUCGCAUGGCUGAGCUGGGUCAGUGAUGGCUUUCUCUUUAUGUCAAAAGUGCCCUAUGGCUGCUGAAGGUUACCUAACCAUUCUUUAAAAGGAGGAUGACCCUCCAUGAGAAUGGCCAGCCUGCCAACUGUGCGAUUGAAGAGAAGUCAAUAUAUCAACCCCAUGUCUCCCUGGGGGAGAAAGUGCAUAAACCAGGCGUCUCUUUUUUUUUUUUUUUUCUUUUCAACAAACCAUUGAGCUAUUCUUGGAGUUCAUCUCUGGAGAGGUUAUAGAUUAUUAGAAGUUUAUUAUUAUUAUAGUUUGAUCAAUUUAUUUGUCUUAGAGAUCCCAUUUUUACUAAUUUCCUAGUUUUUUAUUUCAGCAUCCGAAUGUCUUUCUCCCUAGCACAAUGCAUACAAUCAGGGCCUUGGGUAUUUCCAGUGAUAACUUUCCUUGGAGAGGAUCUAAGAAAAGCCCAGAUUUCGGUGGCCAUCUCCCUCCAAAUAUAGCUCUUUCUGCUUUCUUGGUGCUCAUUAUUUCCCCUUCUCCUUUCUUCUGUCACUGCCAUCUCCUUCUUAAUCUUCCCAUGUUCCUUUAACUGGCCAUAAUGCGGAAUUGAAAUUUACAUCUCGAUACUGUUUUUUUUUUUUUAUUUUGGCCUGUGUACUGGAUUGCCUCCUCUCCUGCUCUGAAUUUUAAAAUUAGAUAAAUUAAAGCUGUUAUACGGUUUCCUCACAAAAGUCAACAAAUUCCAAACAAAAACAGUUUGCUAUUUUACUUUCACCUGUUGAAAAAGGCAAUUGUGCCUCUUGCAGCCUAGGCAAAGGACAUUUAGUACAAUAGAUUCUUUCCACCCUCACAAUGACUUGCAGUUCUCUCCGUAGAAAAGGGAUGGCCUAAGAAAUACUACAAUCAAACAAACAAACAAAAAACACCAAAAA